AAAAGGCCGGCGCACUUCAUAUACCCCAACGAGAAUGCCGUGAAAGGCAGUACCACUUUGUUUAACGCACUCCUCAGAAGGUGUACACAAAGAGACAAAAUCCCGAUCUGUAGGAUCACUCUCAGGAGACAGUCGGCGCCUAAUAUAGUGGCUCUCUUUCCGCAGUUGGAAUGCAAACCAUUGGACAAAGCGGGAGGUUUUCACGUCAUAUACUUGCCGUUCAAAGAGAACGUAAGGUAUCCGUCCAUCAAAGAAGCGGAAGCCGUGGACAUCGAACCCAAUGCUCUGGAGUUGGCCUCAAAUAUAGUGGAAAAGUUGUCCUUUAAUUUCGACACAAAAGACUUUCCUAAUCCUGUCCUUCAGACUCACUGGCGAUUCAUCGAAGGACUCGCAACUGGUGUCGAUCCCGAGCCCUUCGAUGAAAGCCAAACACAACCUAACUAUGAGAACAUUGAAGAGAAAGCCGGUUAUGAUAUGUACCAAUUGAAUGAUAUGCUGGAC
Messenger RNA from Oppiella nova, 501 nucleotides. The record is from the annotation of a GenBank genome assembly. Lineage: Eukaryota; Metazoa; Arthropoda; Arachnida; Sarcoptiformes; Oppiidae.